AUGGAAAUUCAAUUCAAGAAACCAAAGCAGCAAUUAAAACAAGGCACAUCAAAAGGAGGCAAAUUCAAAGGCAAAAUCAGGAACAAAAACAUUAACAAAAACAAGUAUGUUGGGGUGAGACAAAGGCCCUCAGGAAGAUGGGUAGCUGAGAUCAAAGACACAACACAAAAGAUAAGAAUGUGGCUUGGCACAUUUGAGACUGCAGAAGCAGCAGCAAGAGCUUAUGAUGAAGCUGCAUGUCUUCUUCGUGGAUCCAACACUCGCACCAACUUCAUCACACACGUGUCCUUCGAUUCCCCUCUUGCUUCAAGGAUUAAAAAUCUUCUCAACAACAGAAAAGGUACCAAACAACAAGAAGAACAUGAGGAAGCAAUAUCUGCCACAAGGGUCAACAGCACCAUUAGUAGUGCUAGUAGCAGUUCUAGUAGUACUAGUAGUAUAAACUCAUCAAAUAAUGACACUAGUGAAAACUCACUCUCUAGUGAGACAACCACCCACAACACAAAACUAUUUGAUGAUGCUUAUAGACCUGAUUUGAGCAAUUUCAUGGAGGAGUCUGAGUCAGGUUCCAAGUCUAAUGAUCUUUCAUGGGGUUUUGGACAUGGUUUUGAUUCUUUUCCCUUUAGCCAAGCGUUGGAUAUACCAAACCUGCCUGAUACAGCUGGCUUGGAGCUUUCAGAAUUUGAAAGGAUGAAAGUUGAAAGACAAAUAUCAGCUUCACUUUAUGCAAUUAAUGGUGUGCAAGAGUACAUGGAUACUGUUCAAGAUUCAAAUAAUGAAGCUUUCUGGGAUCUUCCACCCUUGUGUUCAUUUUUCUGUUAA
Molecule: messenger RNA, 822 nt
Organism: Abrus precatorius (Indian licorice)
Lineage: Eukaryota; Viridiplantae; Streptophyta; Magnoliopsida; Fabales; Fabaceae
Product: ethylene-responsive transcription factor ERN1-like
Exons: 1
Coding region: 1-822 (273 amino acids)
Biological process (GO): regulation of DNA-templated transcription
Molecular function (GO): DNA binding; DNA-binding transcription factor activity
Source: RefSeq, a predicted model, not a curated record